AUGUCUUGGCAAGCAUACACUGACAACCUAUUGGCCACCGGUAAAAUUGACAAAUCUGUGAUUUACUCCAGAGCAGGUGACUCCGUCUGGGCUUCAUCUGGUGGUCUUCAAUUGCAACCAGCUGAAAUUUCUGAAAUUGCUAGAGGUUUCGACAAUCCAUCUGGAUUACAAUCCAACGGUUUGCACGUUCAGGGUCAAAAGUUCAUGUUGAUUAAGGCUGACGAUAGAUCAAUUUACGGUAGACACGAAGCCGAAGGUGUAGUGAUCGUGAGAACAAAACAAACCAUUCUAAUUGGUCACUAUCCAGCAGGUGUUCAAGCUGGUGAAGCUACUAAGAUUGUGGAGCAACUUGGUGACUAUUUGAUUAGUGUCCAAUAUUAA
This is a messenger RNA of Kluyveromyces marxianus DMKU3-1042, 381 nucleotides long. RefSeq names its product profilin (gene PFY1). The transcript has 2 exons. The coding region runs from base 1 to 381 and encodes 126 amino acids. Gene Ontology annotation, cellular component: cell cortex. The record is from RefSeq and is a predicted model, not a curated record. Gene Ontology annotation, molecular function: actin monomer binding. NCBI's taxonomy places the organism in Eukaryota, Fungi, Ascomycota, Saccharomycetes, Saccharomycetales, Saccharomycetaceae.